GCCGUCCCCGUAGAUCGACGUCCCAUUACGUAUUGGCCUAACCCCGAUCAUUGGCAAAUCUACUACAAAUACCGGUACAUGCAGUAGUAGAAAGCUAAGCGUCCUCGUGUGGCGUUACCCGGGCGAAUAUGUAGCUAAGUGCCCUCAAAGACAAGUACAACCUCCAUUUGAAGUGUGCAGUGCAGUGCAGGCCUCAGCUGACGCAUUUCUCGGUACAUACACGUACCUGCUGUACAGCUUUGUGCCAGUUGACCGGGAAAAACACUGGCUCACUGGACCCGUCGCUAUGGCGACAGGACCAGGUCAAGAUGGCCGAAAGCCAGCUGCGCAGAGCAUGAGGGAUGUGGAGAGGCUUAUCUACAGAAACAAGAGGUUUUGGGAAGGCAAUCUAUGCGUUACAACGGACAUGAUCGAUGAUUUCCAGAGAAUAGACCUAUUCCCCAGCGACAAGCUCGCUGAGCUUCAGGCUUUGCAGCACCAGCAUGCGGCCGACCCAUUGCCAUGCCAGCCCGUGAAUAAGCUACUGGUAAAAAUGGUGUUGCAACUCUAUCAAGACCAGCCCGUUACCGUAUUCCUCGCGUGCAUCCGACGCCAUCAGAAAGAGUUGUAUGUGGCCGUUCAUGGAGGACAGGACGUGGGAAUGGAAGGUACGCUAUCAAUCAGUGCCGGUAGCAGUACUAGUGGACCAGUGCCAAGACAAGCUCACGGACAGCAGGAGUGCCGCAUUGAUCGCAGUUUGUAUCCUGAGGAGGUUGUCCACUUUGAAGACAGCGAGGUCUACCGGGAACGACAAGCGGCUAUGGAGGCUGAAUCUGACGAGGACAUGGAUGUUGAUGGUGGUAGCCAGAGUAUUGGAGCGGAAGGUGGCUCGUUCCCUGCAGACGACGAGAGUUUGAACGUCAUCAUACCGCCAGGUGCCCUGGAUCACCCCACAGAGGUGUUUGCAUGCGCGGCAGACAUGCAGAAGACGGUAGACACGGAGCAUGGGCCAGUCUACAUUGGCAGGGUGCUGUUUUUCGGCGAGCACGGUACAACGUUCAGAAGGCCAGCCACUGUCACGGUAACGGAUCAUAACACCAUGCCGGGUAACAAGGUGUACAUAUUUGGUAGUGACACAGCUAUCGACGAGCUGCCACACUUCACAGAUGUAACCGAGACCUGCAGGCCAAGGCUUGACACGGAACAACACACCAUCACGUUCCAGAUUGAUCACUUCAGCUUCUACGUUUAUGCCAUCGUGGCUGUUUCGGUACCGAUUGCGACCAUUGCAUACCUACUACAGAACUGCGAGGUGCGUGUUUACGUUUACGCCAAGCAUCCCAUCGAAUCCGACUCAUUCAAGCUGCAGGUGAUCGUAGAACGGCCCGGACCCAGCCCAACACCGCCAAAGCAGGGAUACUAUGAAGUGGGAGAUGACCAUGAUAAAGUGUUGAUGGCGUGCUUUGACAACUCGAUCGACAUUAUGCUGGAGUCAACCGCGGCGGGAGGUAGUGCAAUUGCAGGCAGCGGUCACAUCCAACCGUGGAAACUGGAGAAGGGGUCAGAGAGACGGCUGGAACAGGGAAUGGAAUGCCCGGAUAGUCUGAGUCCGGUGUUGGUGCGCAACGAGGAGAGUGACAUGCAGCCGUAUCCGUUCUCGGCGGCGUUUGUGUGCGAGACAUGCCGCGUUGGCACCAAGUUCCUCGUGAAUUUUAGAAUUGACAAAGCAAAGGUGGAUGAACAGCACUCGAAAUCUUCACCUGUAGCGCCGGCGCCACGGAAACCUCCGCCACCAUGUCCGCACCAUACGAGUGGCACGCCAGUCCCACCGAUACGCAUGAUGAGCAUCCGGAAACGGGCUCUGGAGUUGAUAAAGGACUACCUAGCACGCGACACUGGCCCGGGAGAUAUCGGUGUUAUGCUGGAGCAGAUUGCCGAUUGCCGUGUUUUGUCACCCGGAUGUAACGAUUAUCGGUGCGUAGUGGAGCUGAAUGACAGAAAUCUUCACCAGGAGGCCAUGAGACAUCUAGUGGCUGUUGUGGUGAGGCGGCAGAAUGCCGCAUUUGACUGCUUUGUGCACGCUGUGUGGCAAUUCCGGCAUCAUUUGGCCGAUCAACUCCUGGACUCUGCGCAAGAAGAUCGCCGCCAGUAUGCUAAGCCGAAGUAAUGCAGUGCUGCCAUUGCAUGUUGGUAUGUGUGCACAUACAUGUACACAUGCAUACACCCACACGCACACAAACCAUGGUUUGCUGGACAUGCAGCAUGUACGUGUCGGGAAAGACCUGAAGCAACUUGAGACGGCACGGGCCAUGCGAAUAUCUUCUGGGGAAAGGUCUUCAUCAACAAGGUGUGAGAAGAUCACUGCUCCUGUGGAUCACGGUACAUGUGAGAAAGCACUUGAACUAUCUCAUAACACCAUCGCUGUGCAUGGCAGCCCGGCAGCCUUGGAUGAGUACGGUGCAAGCACAGCAAAGCAUGGUCUUGAGCAGAGAGUAGUAAAAUACCUACUCCCUGGUCUUGAGAUUGCCGCAGGCCGGUACUCUACAGUCCUAGCGGAGACCAGGGAGUAGUAAAAUACUGGUAUUUUACUACUCCCUAGCAGAGACCAUAGAGCGGCGGCCAUGUGUGUUGCGCUUCUGCGGAAGUAGCGGCUUGAUCUGUGAAGGCAUUAUCUUAAACUAUUUCUCUAACUUUACGUCCCCUCCCCUGCAUGAAGCUGCUGAUGUACCUGAUGAGUUUUGCGUACAAUACCGACUGGUUCGGUGGAUAAUACAUGCAACAAUUUAUCGGUACCUUUUUAGAUUCAGAUACUGGUAAUUAUCAAGACUGACUGUAUCUCUAAGAACUUGUGUGCAUACUUAAAUUUUGUAUUUA
Molecule: messenger RNA, 2853 nt
Organism: Sycon ciliatum
Lineage: Eukaryota; Metazoa; Porifera; Calcarea; Leucosolenida; Sycettidae
Exons: 12
Coding region: 287-2146 (619 amino acids)
Source: RefSeq, a predicted model, not a curated record